UAUAUGAAUUUAUAAGAGAUGCAAAUAAAAAAGAAUUUACGUACGUAAAAAAAUUCAGUGCGAAAAGAAGUGCAGAAAUCUCAACCGUAAAACUAAGUAAAUCAUAUAUUAAUUAACGAGCAUUACUCUAAAUCAAACAUGGAACAUACCUACUGUUAAGAAUUCAAAAUUCAAAAGUCAAGUUUAUCUCACAUACAAAAUAAAGAAGGUUAUUUCUGCAAAGCUUUCAUACGAUUGCCAAGGUUAAGUGCUUAACUGUGAAGUGUUCUUGCUGCUGCUACAAACUGUUUAGCCGUUUUUUAUGGCUUGAAUAAAAUAUCCAGCAGUGCCGAAUAACUCUAAAGUGAAAUGUCAACAUCAACAAGCAAACGAAGAGUGAAGAAAACACUUCCAGACACCAAAACAACCAAAGUCACUUAAAACUUUGCCUGCAGACAAACAAAUCCUGCUGAAAGGUGAAAGGCAGCAAAUUAAAAAUGAAACAAAAAAAUCAGUAAAAAAUAAAAUAAAAAUCAACUUCAAAGCAAAAUAGUAAUUGACCUAGAACCCGCCAUGUGCAGAAACAACAACAAAAUAUAUAUUAAACCAAUAACACUAACAACAAUCAUCAACUGUGUUGACAACGUAAAUCAUGUCGGACCAAAAGCAAAAUCGAAAUUCAUCAAAAGACAAGCAACGCCCAUUUAAUAAGCGCAAAAGUCAAACAUAUUAAAAAAAUAAACCAAAAAAAACGCAUACCUACACACACACAUACAUACACAUAAAGUAGAAUAUUAAAAUGCUCGACCCACAGAUGCUGACGACAACCACAACACUGUCGCCGGUGUCGGUGACAGCGACGUCUCUAAGUGAAAUUGAGAGCCUAGUGCCGGACAGUGGUGGCGUUUUCACUGAAUUCCAAAGUGGCAGUGGUGAUGGUGGUGUAGUCGCUGGUGUCAUUUCCAGCGGCAUGAAUACUCAUACUAUUUUUGGCAGCUUAACUGAGCACCUACUUGAUAAUUAUUCACAGCUUAUUGCACCAACAACGCUUAUGGAUUGGUGCAAUCAAUCGUUGCUACUUUAUAGUCACAAUAAUUGUACUAGCGCGAGUAGCGAUGGAGGCGUUAACGGUACAUUGACCGACGCUGACAUUUCAUUCAAUCUGCCAUGGUGGCGCCUUGUGCUGUGGAACGUCCUCUUCGUUGGCAUGGUUGUGGUGGCGACGGGUGGCAAUUUAAUUGUCGUUUGGAUUGUUAUGACAACGAAAAGAAUGCGAACCGUAACCAAUUACUUCAUAGUGAAUCUCUCGAUAGCGGACGCCAUGGUCUCCAGUCUCAAUGUCACAUUUAGUUAUAUUUACAUGCUGGACAACGAUUGGCCUUUCGGUGAGCUCUACUGUAAAAUAUCGCAAUUUAUAGCGACGUUGAGCAUAAGUGCUUCGGUGUUUACACUAAUGGCGAUAUCUAUCGACAGAUAUAUUGCCAUUAUGAAACCGCUGGAACCGCGUAUGAGCAAACGCUGCAAUCUCGGUAUUGCUGCAUUCAUUUGGGCUGUCUCUGUUACCAUAUCAUGCCCCAUGCUACUCUUCUUCACCACGGGCGAACUGGAGGUGAAGGAUGGCACACGUAUUGUGUGCUACACAGAAUGGCCGGACGGUCCAACGAAUCAUUCAGAACAGGAAUAUGUUUAUAAUAUCGUUUUUAUGAUACUCACGUACAUACUGCCCAUCAUUUCGAUGACAGUCACUUACUCACGUGUCGGCAUUGAACUUUGGGGCUCAAAAGCAAUUGGCGAAUACACACCACGGCAGGUGGAGAAUGUGAAGAGUAAGCGAAGGGUCGUUAAAAUGAUGAUUGUUGUUGUGUUGAUAUUUGCCAUUUGUUGGCUACCAUUUCACGCAUACUUCAUUAUCACAGCCUGCUAUCCAGCAUUAACAGAGACGCCUUUCAUUCAGGAAGUCUAUUUGGGCAUCUAUUGGCUGGCCAUGAGUAACUCCAUGUAUAAUCCAAUUAUUUAUUGUUGGAUGAACUCGAGAUUUCGUUAUGGCUUCAAACGUUUCUUCCGCUGUUGUCCAUUUGUCAAAUUGGGUGCCGAAGCUCUAAAUCGACGCGAUAACAUGACAUCGCGCUAUUCGUGUUCCGGUUCGCCAGAUCAUAAUCGUAUCAAGAGAAAUGAUACUCAGCGUUCAUUUUUGUAUACAUGCCCAAGUUCGCCGAAAAAUCGUCGAGUGGCAUCACACUAUGGUAUGUUACGUAAUUCCACAAUAGUAUCCCAUCGAGAUACAAUGCGACACUCGGCGCCAAUUGGCACCAACAAUCCAAGCGCAUAUCAUCAACGCUAUAGCAUUAGCAACAGUCACGAACUAACAACGUUGACUUCGUUAAGCUCCACGCCGGGUAUGGUGAGUCAAUAUGGAUUUGUAAUGAAAGCUGAGCCCAUCAAAGUGCCCCUACGAAAUGGUAGCGCACAGCAAGUUGCCAUGCCUCCCUUGCAAUUGUGGCCAACGACAACUGAGAGAGCCGACAACAAAGACGCGUCUGCGACUUCCACGCUGCCGCUAACGCCGCCGCCACCACCACCACCGCCGCCGCCGCCGCUAGCGCUACUGGGCACUGUCGGUGUUGUUGACAGUAAUGGUGUUGCUGGUGGUGCUGUCCCUGUGGGUGGCGUUAUUAGUGUGAUGGAUACGCAAAAUGUGCGUGCCAUAUCCUGACAAUGUGAUCGCACACGCAGCAGCAGUAACAAUAGCAACAACACUAACAAUAGUGCCACUGUGGUGGAAGAACGUGAGUUGGUCGGUAGUGGUUUGAAUAUAGUUGGGGAAUAUAAAACUGUUAACGGUAGUACAAAAUCGUAUGCUAUGAGUAUAUGCAAUAGUAAUGGGAAUAAUAAUAAUAACAACAACAACAACCACCACCGUGCAAAGGAUCCUAUGGGAUGUAGGGGCACAUUAGGCUCAACAACAACAGCAGCAUCCACUACAAAGGCUGCAGCAACAACAGCGACAACCACAAGAAAAACUUCAUUGUCGUCCAACACAUCGCGUGCCAUUUUUGUCACGGCGUCAACGGACGACAAGACUUGGCUGUAAAGACUGUGUACAUAUGACAUACACAUACACACGUAUAGUAGAUAAUUCGUUAGGCAGACCUACUAAGCACAGUGAAUAACCAAAAGUAAAUGUACUCAUGAUAUGCUCGAUGAAGUUGCGCUGCGAGGCACUGCUGGUGAUGAGCCCGAAAUUCAUGCACAAGUGAUAGAUGACGUUCCAAACCCACAAGUUGUUUAAAUUUAAGGCAUCUUGAGAGUUUUAGGUAUUAAAAAAUUCAAAAAAAAAAAAUGAAACGUGGCAGAGAAAGUUGGUCUCACUACAAACUGCAACUCUAAUGUGAUAAAUGAGGGUUAGGCUGCUUAUGGGGACCAUUUGCGUUUUAUUCAUUUUAAGGGUGUUGUAGCCUACUACGAGGCUAAAUGAAGAAACAAACCAAUUAGUACAGACAACCGCACUAAGAGAUUUUAAAAAUACAUAUAUGUGUGUAAUUUUCAUAAGUUUAGUUAAAUCCAUGUUUCAAUUCAUAGUUAGAAUUAAUAUAAGAUAAUUAUAGAUUAGAUUAUAAUUUAUAAGUUUUAAAUGAGUUUGUAUCUUAAAGCGUUUCCCGAUCAGAAGUAUUAUAUUUAACAGCCUCAUAUUCCGGUAGAAAUCACUUUUGAAGCUGUAUUUAUUCGAUAUUCGCUAAAAAUUAUUAAGACCCGGCAGAGAUGGUUCGUAAAGAUAAAACAUUUUUCAGUCGUCGUGAAGCACCUUUUGGGACUGAUAUAAAGAAAUUGGUGAUAAAAUGGAGCUGUUGGCUCUUCUACGAUGCCCCUAGUUCCACCCUAUCAGCGGUGGGUACACAUGGUUGAAAGAAAACUAAACAAUGUAUAAAAUCGAGCGAGCUCUUCGCUAACGCUUUGUUGAAUUGCACGGGGGCACAAAAAUCCUUUAAUCAACCAUCCAAGUUAUCAGCAGCAAUUAGUAAUUUCAAAUUGCACACAUGACUUCAUGGUGGGAGCAGCGCUCAUAAGUACACUCCUCCAUAAUACACUCCUCAAUCAAGGCGUGCGAUGGACUAAGCUCAACAUGAAUCUGACACCAAAUAUCCACUUUUUUAUCAGGCAUCUCUGACGUACAGAGGGCACCAUGUUACAGAUUAUUUUUGUUCGAAAAAUGAUUGCUAUCUCGAAGACCUUUCCCACUUCUUCAUUGUAAGACAACUACAUCUAAAACCCUCGAUAUUCCCUGCUUGCCUCUUGAUGCCUCAAAAUUUCCGACUAUUAGCAACCUGAAGUUACUCGGAGUCACAUUCGAUAGCCUUUACUCCUUUACUUCGCAUACGAUUACAUUUGCCAUGUAAUGCUGAAGUAUUUCAUAGCCACCCUCAGGGUGGUGACAGAAAACCUCUUGAUAUCGCCAGAGCAUCGCUUGCAUAGCGAAGCGUCUUUACUACGCAUAACGCCUUAAUGCCCAAUCAUUUCUACUGGGUUGCUACCUUAGAGACAAAACAGCUUGCCGAUGGGCAUUAAAUGUUGUUCGCCGAGUGUUCCGCCAACAUCUUCCUGAACUCUCUUCCACUUAAUGACAUUCUCGGAGUGAAACUACCACACAUGACUGACUAAGGAGUUCCGCGUAAUACUGACACAAUUAAGAUUCGGAUAUUGUAGUAAACAAAACUCAUACCUAUCCAGACAUGACCCUGUUAUACCCAACGUAUGUCUUGCCAACAGAGCGCACCAAAGACACUAUUGCUGCUGUGGAGGAGAAUAUCGAAAAAGAGCCGCAUUACUUCAUUCGCCCUUAACGAAUGACAUUAGAGCUGCUCCCAUUCACUUUAUGGACAAUUUUUCAAAAAGAUCUUGGCUUGUGCGCUCACAUAUUGUGGUGCGUCUGUGGCGUGGCCUAUAAAAUCGUAAGACUCGACUCAUUUUUGUGAGGUUAUGUGAAGUCGCUUGUCUACACAGUUAAGCUCGAGAUGAUUUACGCCCUGGAAUAGAAGAAUCACCACGUUAUUGCUCAAUUUUGGCAAAAAAUUUUCGAAAAUGGAACCUCUCGCAUGGAGUUAAUUCGAGGCAGCGGUCACUUGCCACUAUUAUAAUGGCAAACCUUUAUCCUUAUACCGAAGCUAAACUCUUGGCCAUAACUUCAAAUGAUAUGCUUUUUAUUUUUGCUUGAAAGUCACAUGACUAAACUUCAAAAUUAUUUAAAAAAAAUUAUUAAAAAAAAAUUUAAAAAAUUAUUAUUAUAAUAAUCGAAUCGAACAGAAUCGAAUCUCUAGUUGGGGGACGAAUACUAUAGAGGUCUCUCUCGCAUAAUAUAUUCAACUAAGUUAAACAAAGAUAAUGUCGAAAGUCUUAAAAUUUAAGUAUAUAAAUUUAAUUGUAUAUAGAAUGUGUUUAAAUUGUAAAUAAAUA
This is a messenger RNA of Ceratitis capitata (Mediterranean fruit fly), 5427 nucleotides long. RefSeq names its product tachykinin-like peptides receptor 99D (gene TkR99D). The coding region runs from base 779 to 2692 and encodes 637 amino acids. Gene Ontology annotation, biological process: G protein-coupled receptor signaling pathway. Gene Ontology annotation, molecular function: tachykinin receptor activity. Gene Ontology annotation, cellular component: plasma membrane. The transcript has 10 exons. Lineage: Eukaryota; Metazoa; Arthropoda; Insecta; Diptera; Tephritidae. The record is from RefSeq and is a predicted model, not a curated record.